This is a messenger RNA of Lycium ferocissimum, 5063 nucleotides long. Its product is annotated as putative disease resistance protein RGA4. The transcript has 4 exons. Gene Ontology annotation, molecular function: ADP binding. The record is from RefSeq and is a predicted model, not a curated record. Gene Ontology annotation, biological process: defense response to other organism. NCBI's taxonomy places the organism in Eukaryota, Viridiplantae, Streptophyta, Magnoliopsida, Solanales, Solanaceae. The coding region runs from base 1 to 4074 and encodes 1357 amino acids.
AUGAAGUCUCUGUCUUCUAAUUGGGUGAAAAGUCAUACUUUUGGAAAAGAAGAAAAGAUUUCAGAAAUGGAUAUUGGCUUAGCAGUUGGUGGUGCAUUUCUCUCUUCAGGCCUGCAAGUUCUCUUUGAUAGGCUUGCUCCUCAGGGUGAGCUGCUCAAGAUGUUUCAGAAGCAUAAGCAUCAUGUUCGGCUCUUAAAAAAACUGAGGAUGACUUUGCUUGGUCUUCAAGUUGUGCUAAGUGAUGCUGAGAAUAAGCAGGCAUCAAAUCCAUAUGUGAGCCAGUGGCUUAAUGAGCUUCGAGAUGCUGUAGAUGGUGCUGAAAACUUUAUAGAAGAAGUCAAUUAUGAAGCUUUGAGACUUAAAGUGGAAAGUCAGCAUCAAAAUCUUGCAGAAACAAGCAACCAGAAAGUAAGUGACCUCAACCUGCGCUUGAGUGAUGAUUUUUUUCUUAACAUAAAGGAGAAGUUGGAGGACACCAUUGAAACAUUGGAGGUGUUGGAAAAUCAAAUUGGCCGCCUAGGCUUAAAGGAGCAUUUUUAUUCGGGUAAACAAGAAACUAGAAGACCUUCAACUUCUUUGGUUGAUGAAUCUGAUAUCUUUGGUAGACAGAAUGAAAUAGAGGAAUUGAUUAACCGUUUAUUUUCUGAGGAUGCAGAUGGAAAAAAUCUGAAUGUAGUUCCUAUUGUUGGAAUGGGGGGUGUAGGCAAGACAACACUUGCUAAAGCAGUUUACAAUGAUCAGAAGGUGAAAGAUCAUUUUGGUUUGAACGCUUGGAUAUGUGUGUCUGAACCAUAUGAUGCUGUCAGAAUAGCAAAAGAGCUACUUCAAGAAAUUAGCUCAUUUGACUGUAUGGUUAAUAGCAAUCUUAAUCAGCUUCAGAUCAAACUGAAGGAAAGCUUAAAAGGCAAAAAGCUUCUUAUUGUUCUAGAUGAUGUCUGGAAUGACAACUAUGAUGAGUGGGAUGACUUGCGAAAUAUUUUUGUACAAGGAGAUAUAGGAAGUAAGAUCAUUGUGACGACACGUAAGGAGAGUGUUGCCUUGAUGAUGGGUAGUGGGGCAAUCAACGUGGGGACUCUGUCUAGUGAAGUCUCUUGGGCUUUAUUCAAACGACAUUCAUUAGAAAACAGGAAUCAUGAGGAACAUCCAGAACUUGAAGAGAUUGGUAAACAAAUUGCACGCAAGUGCAAAGGAUUGCCUUUAGCUCUAAAGGCACUUGCUGGUAAUUUACGCUCAAAAUCAGAGGUGAAUGAGUGGAGAGACAUUUUAAGAAGUGAAAUAUGGGAGCUGCCAAGUCGUUCAAAUGUCAUCUUACCAGCGUUGAUGUUGAGCUACAAUGAUCUUCCAGCAUAUUUGAAGUGGUGCUUUGCCUAUUGUGCAAUUUUUCCCAAAGGUUAUGCAUUCUGCAAAGAACAAGUUAUUCAAUUGUGGCUUGCCAAUGGUCUUGUACAAAGGGUGUAUUCAGGUAACCAGUACUUUCUCGAACUGAGCUCAAGAUCAUUGUUCGAAAGAGUCCCAAAGUCUUAUCAAGGGAACACAGAGAAAUUCUUAAUGCAUGAUCUUGUCAAUGAUUUGGCCCAAAUUGCAUCUUCAAAACUUUGUAUCAGGUUGGAAAAUAUUGCAGGAUCUCAUAUGUUGGAAAAAAGUCGACACCUAUCAUAUUCAAUGGGAUAUGGUGACUUUGAAAAGUUGAAACCACUCUACAAAUCAGAGCAGCUAAGGACAUUACUUCCAAUCAAUAUCCACCGCAAUUACUUCUUAAAGCUAAGCAAGAGGGUGUUGCAUAACAUAUUGCCAAGACUAACAUCCUUAAGGGCACUAUCAUUGUCUCAUUAUUUGAUUAAGGAGUUGCCAAAUGACUUAUUUAUCAAAUUAAAACUUCUAAGAUUUUUGGACCUUUCUUGGACAGAGAUAAAAAAGUUGCCAGAUUCAAUUUGUGUACUAUAUAAUUUAGAGACAAUUCUCUUAUCACAUUGUAGUUAUCUUGAGGAGCUACCGCUGCAGAUGGAAAAGCUAAUUAAUUUGCAUCAUCUUGACAUUAGCAGCACUUGUCGCUUGAAGAUGCCGCUACAUGCAAACAAGUUGAAAAGCCUCCAUGUGCUAGUGGGAGCUAAGCUUCUUUUAAGUGGCCACAAUGAUCCGAGAAUAGGAGAUUUGGGUGAACUACGUAACUUGUAUGGAUCUUUAUCAAUUCUAGAGUUGCAAAAUGUGGUUGAUAGAAGGGAAGCUCUGAAGGCAAACAUGAGGGAAAAGGAACAUGUUGAAAAGUUAUCGUUGGAGUGGAGCGAAAGUAUUCCCAAAAAUUCACAAAAUGAAAGAGACAUACUUGGUGAUCUACAUCCAAAUCCAAACAUAAAAGAACUCUGUAUCACCGGAUACAGAGGGACAAAGUUUCCAAACUGGCUAGCUGAUCAUUCGUUUCUUAAGCUGAUGGAAUUGUCUCUUAGCAACUGCAAGGACUGUGAUUCUUUGCCAGCACUGGGACAACUUCCUUCUUUAAAAUUCCUUGCCAUUAGAGGGAUGCAUCGAAUAACAGAGGUGACUGAAGAAUUCUAUGGUAGUUCAUCUUCCAAAAAGCCUUUUAACUCUCUUGAGAAGCUUCAAUUUGCAGAGAUGCCGGAGUUGAAGCAGUGGCAUUUGAGGGGAAGUGGAGAGUUCCCUACACUUCAGGACCUUUCAAUUGAAGAUUGUCCCAAGUUAACAGGAAUGUUGCCUGAAAAUCUUUGUUCAUUGACAACAUUGAAAAUUUCAAAAUGUCCUGAACUCAUUUUAGAGUCACCUACCCAACUUCCAACUUUAAAAAGGUUUCUAGUUAUUGGUUCUCCUAAGCUUGAAGUUCUUCUUGAUCAUGCUGGAUCGUUCACAAGACUACUUCAGGGGAUGACAAAGAUAGUUCAUUUUAAAAUUGUUGAUUGUCACUCUCUUACCACCUUAUCUAUUAGCAAUCUACCAAGUACCUUGAAGAGAAUAUGGAUAUAUAGUUGUGGAAAAUUGAAAUUGGAGUCAUCAGUUAGCGGUGAGAUGAUUUCUAGCGGAUGUAACAUGUUUCUCGAUGCUUUGACACUAGAUGGAUGUGAUUCUAUAGAAGAUGUAUCAACUGAGUUGGUCCCAAAAACACGCUCUUUGACUAUAGAUGGUUGCCGCCACCUUACAAGGCUUUUGAUUCCCGCUGGUACUGAAUUUCUCGAUAUUCAUAACUGUAAUAAUCUUGAAAUGCUUUCGGUGGCAUGUGGGACUCGGAUGACAUCGUUGCAUCAUUUGUAUAUUACCAACUGCCAGAAGCUUAAAUCGCUGCCAGAAUGUAUGCAGGAACUCCUUCCAUCUCUUAAGAUACUGUCACUGCAAGACUGUCCAGAAAUCCCGUCCUUUCCUGAAGGAGGAUUUCCCUUCAGUUUAGAAGUCCUUGAGAUUGACAAUUGCAAGAAACUGGUGAAUGGCCGAAAGGAGUGGCAUUUAGAGAGACUCCCCUGUCUCACAGAUUUAAGCAUCACACAUGAUGGUAGUGACAAAGAGAUUCUUGCGGAUAAGAAUUGGGAGUUGCCUUGCUCAAUUCUAAGUCUUCGCAUAUCCAAUUUUAAAACAUUAAGCAGCCAAGUUCUCAAAAGCCUCACCUCCCUUGAAUAUCUAUAUACUGAAAAUUUACCUCAAGUUUGGUCACUGCUCGAAGAAGGGCUGCCCUCGUCCCUUUAUGCGCUAAUACUAAAUGGCAAUGAUGAGCUCCAAUCACUGCCAACAGAAGGUCUGCGGCCCCUCACUUCACUACGACGUCUAUCGAUCUUCUCCUACCUUCAACUCCAAUCUCUUCCACUGUUACCCUCCUCUCUUUCUGAGCUGAUCAUCAGUAGUUGUCCAAAUCUCCAAUCUCUUCCAGUAAAAGAAAUGCCCUCUUCCAUAUCUAAGCUAUGUAUUUUCAACUGCCCGUUGCUCAAACCAUUAAAAGGGAUGCUGUCUUCCAUCUCUAAACUAUCUAUUUCAGGCUGCCCAUUGCUCAAACCACUCCUAGAAUUUGACAAGGGGGAUUACUGGCCAAAAAUUGCUCAUAUUCCCACCAUAAAGAUUGAUGGAGAAUACCAGUAAUGAUUAAAAGGAAAGGAGUUCUGAUAAAUUGUGGAGCGUCUAUUGCUCAAACCACGUCAAAAAUUCGAGAAGGGGGAUUACUGGCCAAAAAUAUUGAUUGGGAGUACCUGUAAUAAUUAAAACCAGUGGUGUUCCCAUAGAUGUAAGUUAUUCUAUUUUCUUAGUGUCUUUUGAUUUUUGGCUACUUCUCUUUGCUUGUUUGUUAAUUGUUUUUUUCUUUGUUAAAUCUUUUUGACCAUUGUGUAGCAUCUAUUGCCGUUUUGAAGUCAAGGAAGCACCUUCAGAUGAGGAUGAAUUUAAUGUUAGAUGGCCCAAAAAGGUGAUAAAGUCUUUAUAUUUGCAUCUCGAAACAUUGUAAAAGAAAUCUAGUAUAGGUAGGAAUUGAAAUAAUUUGCUUAGAAAGUUGAUAGCUUAAUAUAUGUCAGCAGGAUGUUUAUUCCUUUGGAGAUCCAUCUCAAUGGCAAUUCAUAUAUUCUUGUGAUAUAUCUACUUGACUAUUUAAGAGUCUCUUUUCUUGUCUAUUAACCUGUGUUCUCCCUCAAAUCUUGCAGUCUAGAAUAUUAUUUGCCAUCGUGAAAGUUGUUCGGUGUUGUUCCCCAUUUUUCGUGUCUUCCACAGAGAUAAAGGGUCCAAAGGAACGCCACCCCACUUUCUCAGUCAGGUAGCCAAAACCUUGAAAAGAGUUACAUCAAGCUUGAAAUUUAAAGAAAUUGGAAAAGACUUCUAAUAUCUGCUUCCAGCAUUUGAGUACAUGUGCAUUUAUUUCAAGUUGAUGCAUAAAACUGCACUUGAUAGCAAAUACUGUCAUUUUUCAGUACCUGGAUCUUUAACACAAUUGUUGAAAUUUAAAGAAAUUGGAAAUGCUUCCAUUAUUUAAGCCAUGAUAUAACGCAUUGAUUUCAAGUUUGAUGCGACUGCAUUUGAUAAAAAUACCGAGAUUUUUUCAGUACUAGGACCUUCAGCACAGUGGUUAAAACAUCAGUUUCCUG